Molecule: messenger RNA, 575 nt
Organism: Tachysurus fulvidraco (yellow catfish)
Lineage: Eukaryota; Metazoa; Chordata; Actinopteri; Siluriformes; Bagridae
Product: parvalbumin-2-like
Exons: 5
Coding region: 157-483 (108 amino acids)
Cellular component (GO): cytoplasm; nucleus
Molecular function (GO): calcium ion binding
Source: RefSeq, a predicted model, not a curated record
UGGUGUUUUUUUCAAGAAGAUCUCCUUUGGGGUUGAGAACACACAUCUUCAGUUGUGUUGACUGUCAGUGUUCACAGUGUCGCAGUAGGUAACGAGAAGCACGACUGCUUUGAAGAGACGCAUUCAUUCAUCCAAAAUCUGAAGACGGAAAUAAGCAUGGCAUUUGCAGGGAUUUUGAAAGAAGAGGACAUCUCCGCAGCAGUUGAGGCUUGCCAAGAUCCAGGCACCUUCUGUCACAAGUCCUUCUUUGAACAAGUGGGGCUCCUCGGCAAAUCAAACAUAGAUAGUCAGAAGGUGUUUAAAGUCCUUGACCAAGACAAGAGCGGCUUUAUUGAGGAAGAGGAGCUCAAAUUCUUUCUCCAGAACUUCAUGGAAGAAGCCAGAGAGCUGACAGAUGCUGAGACCAAAGCUUUCCUAGCUGCUGGAGACUGUGAUGGAGAUGGAAAAAUUGGGAUGCAAGAAUUCUGUCUGCUGCUAAACUAAAAUUAUGAAUUAUCUGCCUAAAAUAUUUCUUACUUACAUACCUAUUCUUACUUAUGUAAUGAGAAUGAGAAUGUUCAGUUGUAAUGAUCAGA